Molecule: messenger RNA, 1104 nt
Organism: Eruca vesicaria subsp. sativa (arugula)
Lineage: Eukaryota; Viridiplantae; Streptophyta; Magnoliopsida; Brassicales; Brassicaceae
Source: the annotation of a GenBank genome assembly
AUGUCGUUGCCUAUUUUUCUUUGCCAAUUUAUAGCAUUGACCUUGUUCAACUCUGAGGUGUGUCUGGCCGGGAAGAAGAUUCCAGCAAGUUUUGUGUUUGGAGAUUCAUUAGUGGAUGCCGGAAACAACAACUAUUUGACCACAUUGUCAAAGGCUAAUUAUGAUCCUAAUGGGAUCGAUUUUGGAUCGGCUACAGGAAGAUUCACAAACGGAAGAACCAUCGUCGAUAUCAUAAUUCAGGCAUUAGGUUCUGAAGAGCUAACUCCACCGUACUUAGCACCCACAACAAGAGGAUCCCUCAUUGUCAAAGGCGUCAAUUAUGCUUCCGGAGGAAGUGGAAUCCUUAACUCAACCGGAAAAUUAUUUGGUGAGCGGAUAAAUAUAGAUGCACAACUAGAAAACUUUGCAACCACUAGACAAGACAUCAUUUCUUGGAUCGGUGAACCUGCGACAGCUAAACUAUUCCGGUCAGCUAUUUUCUCGGUUACGACCGGUUCUAACGAUCUAAUCAAUAAUUAUUUCACACCCGUCGUAUCAACUGUUGAGCGGAAAGUUGUGCCUCCAGAAGACUUUGUUGAUACAAUGAUCUCAAGAUUCAGAUUACAACUCACCAGAUUGUACCAAUUGGGUGCAAGGAAAAUCGUGGUGAUUAAUGUAGGUCCGGUUGGUUGCAUACCAUUUUCAAGAGAGUCUGAUCCAACGGCUGGUAAUGAAUGCUCGGUCAAACCUAAUGAAGUGGCACAAAUGUAUAAUGUCCAGCUUAAAACAGUUGUGGAUGAUUUAAACGCUAGUCUUGAAGGUUCGAGAUUCGUAUAUGCAGAUGUUUUUAGAAUUUUUUAUGAUAUCAUCCAAAACUAUGCAUCUUACGGUUUUGAGAGUGAGAAGGUUCCAUGUUGUUCGCUGGUUGGGAAAGUAGGUGGGCUUAUACCAUGUGGAUCAUCUUCUAAAGUAUGCAUGGAUCGUUCUAAAUACGUAUUUUGGGAUCCUUACCAUCCUACAGAAACUGCUAACAUCAUCAUUGCCCGACGCCUCCUCUCCGGCGAUACCUCUGAUAUAUUUCCGAUUAAUAUUCGGCAACUCGCUAACCUUAAGCUGAACACAUAA